Mus musculus (house mouse) is the source of this 5014-nucleotide messenger RNA. It is a transcript of the gene Mocos, whose product is annotated as molybdenum cofactor sulfurase. The transcript has 13 exons. Lineage: Eukaryota; Metazoa; Chordata; Mammalia; Rodentia; Muridae. Gene Ontology annotation, molecular function: catalytic activity; molybdenum ion binding; lyase activity. Gene Ontology annotation, biological process: molybdopterin cofactor metabolic process; Mo-molybdopterin cofactor biosynthetic process. Bases 440 to 2686 code for a protein of 748 amino acids. The record is from RefSeq and is a predicted model, not a curated record.
GAGUGCAGGUGACCACAGCAGACCAAGUGGACUUGCUGGGCUGGAACGCAGGGGGCGAGGAUCCCAGAUUCUGGGCCAGUAGGACUCAGAGUGACUCGGAGUCACUUACGCUCAGUGAAAAAGGCACGUUGUUCCUGACACCUGCCUUACUAGCACCUAGAUAUUUCGGGACUCGCGUCCAGGUGUCCCUUGAUCAGCGCUGGGCUGUGGCGAUGACCGAUGACCGCAGAGUGCGCGACCGGGUCCUGUCCCAGGUGGGCAAAGGCCGCACGGAACUGAAAGCUCUCCGUGAGUCAGCGAGCUUCGAGGAGGCCGGCCUGCGAGGCGCCGCCCCUGGGUGGGGACCCGAGUCACCCGGGGUUCAGCCCUGGCGAAAUCGCCUGCCUUGCUCACUUCCCGGGCUGGACGGUCUGGAUCCCGCAGACUUCAGGCGCGAUCCAUGGCCUGCGGGGCGGCAGAGCGGGGCCCUGAGCCCCCGGCCUUCCAGCGCCAUCUGGAAGCCAGCACACAGCGCUUGGCCCACGGCUACGGCUUGCGCAGCAUGAGCGAGCUGCGGGACCAGGAGUUUGGCCGCCUAGCAGGAACUGUCUACCUUGACCAUGCAGGAGCCACCUUGUUCCCCCAGAGCCAGCUCACAAACUUCACUAAGGAUCUCAUGGAAAAUGUCUAUGGUAACCCUCACAGCCAGAACAUCACCAGCAAACUCACCCACGACACUGUGGAGCAGGUCCGCUACAGGAUCCUGACUCACUUUCACACCACCCCAGAGGACUACAUCGUGAUCUUCACAGCUGGGAGUACAGCUGCUCUCAGGCUAGUGGCAGAGGCGUUUCCGUGGGUGUCCCGGAGCCCAGAGAACAGUGGGAGUCACUUCUGCUACCUCACUGACAACCACACCUCUGUGGUGGGAAUGAGGAAGGUGGCUGCAGCCAUGAGUGUCACAUCUAUCCCAGUCAAGCCAGAGGACAUGUGGUCAGCGGAGGGAAAGGAUGCUGGAGCCUGUGACCCCGACUGUCAGCUUCCACACCUCUUCUGUUACCCAGCUCAGAGUAACUUUUCGGGCACCAGAUACCCAUUGUCAUGGGUAGAGGAGGUCAAGUCUGGGCGGAGGAGCCCUGUGAAUGCACCGGGGAAGUGGUUUGUGCUGCUGGAUGCAGCCUCCUAUGUCAGCACUUCCCCCUUGGAUCUGUCAGCUCACCAGGCUGACUUCAUCCCCAUCUCCUUCUAUAAGAUCUUUGGGCUCCCCACAGGCCUGGGUGCUCUGCUAGUCAAUAAGCACGUGGCUCCUCUCUUGAGGAAAGGCUACUUCGGAGGAGGGACUGCAGCUGCCUACCUUGCAGGAGAGGACUUUUACGUCCCAAGGUCAUCGGUGGCAGAAAGGUUCGAAGAUGGCACCAUCUCAUUCCUCGAUGUAAUAGCGCUGAAGCAUGGAUUUGAUGCUCUGGAGCACCUCACAGGCGGCAUGGUGAACAUACAGCAGCACACCUUCGCUCUGGUGCAGUACACUCACUCUGCCCUGUCUUCCCUCCGCUACCUCAACGGGGCCCCUGUGGUGCGCAUUUACAGCGAUUCUGAGUUCAGCAGCCCUGAUGUCCAGGGUCCAAUCAUCAAUUUUAAUGUGUUGGAUGAUGGUGGGAAGAUCAUUGGCUACUCCCAGGUGGACAAAAUGGCUAGCCUGUACAACAUCCACCUGAGGACUGGCUGCUUCUGUAACUUAGGGGCCUGCCAGAGGCACCUGGGGCUAAGUGACGAGAUGGUGAAGAAACAUUUUCAGGCGGGUCAUGUCUGUGGGGAUGAUGUUGACAUUAUAGAUGGACGACCCACCGGCUCUGUGAGGAUUUCCUUUGGAUACAUGUCCACACUAGAAGAUGCCCAGGCCUUUCUGAGGUUCAUCAGUACUAUCUACCUCCGCUCACCCAGUGACCAGCCUGUUCCUCAAGCCAGCAUCAGUGAUGCUGGGGCCUUAACCUCGAAGAGUGACUGUCACUCACCUCAGGAAGGUUCCUGUACAGACCCUUCAGUUUGCAAUGGCUCCUAUCCUGACACAAACAUCAUGGACUUGCACCCGUCUCUGAGCAAAGCCAGCAGCGCCCAGCAGACCCCUCAAGACAAAGCUGCAGGAAUCCUGAAUGGGGACCCGGGGUCCCACAUUGUCACCAACAUUUACCUCUACCCCAUCAAAUCCUGUGCUGCGUUUGAGGUGACCAAGUGGCCUGUGGGGAGCCAAGGGCUGCUGUAUGACCGGAGCUGGAUGGUUGUGAAUCACAAUGGCAUUUGCAUGAGUCAGAAGCAGGAGCCACGGCUCUGCCUGAUCCAGCCCUUCAUUGACCUGCAGCAGAGGAUCAUGGUCAUCAAAGCAGAAGGGAUGGAGCCUAUCCAGGUGCCUCUUGAGGAGGAUGGAGAACAGACUCAGAUUUGUCAAAGCAGAGUGUGUGCUGACAGGGUAAAUACUUAUGAUUGUGGAGAAAAUGUUUCAAGAUGGCUGUCAAAGUUUCUUGGCCGUCUAUGUCAUUUAAUCAAGCAAAGUCCACACUUCCAGCGAAAUGCCAGGAAGACGCCUAAAAAAGGUCAGCCUCCCGGUACUACUGUUGCCCUGUCCUUGGUGAACGAGGCUCAGUAUCUGCUGGUGAACACAUCAAGUAUUCUGGAGCUUCAGCGGCAGUUAAAUGCCAGGGUCUCUCACUGAACCUAGGGCUCACAGAUCAGGCUAGACCUGCUGACUAUCAAGCCCCAGGGAUCUUUCUGACUCCACCUCUCCAGCACUAGGAUGAUCAGUGGGUGCCACUGAGCAAGGGUUUGCAUGUGAGUGCUGGGGACUGAACUGUUUCUCAUGUGUGUGCAUUAUUUUACCGUGUGAGCCCCUCCCUCUGUUUCUGUCAAUCAUUCCCAGGACUCUCGUUUACAGCCUGUGUCAACCCCCCCCCCCCCCUGUUGCUGUAGCAAAUGUUUUGGGCUAUCACCCUGUAAAUCGGAAUGCACCGAUUCUGAGACAUCAGUCAUGAUUGGUGGCCCUGUUGCUUUGGGCCCAUGUGGCACAUCCCAGCAGGAGUACAUGGUGAGAUAAUGAAGAAGAGCUGGGGGACACCCACAGUUCCCUUUGAAGACAUGUCUCCAGUGACUCACAUACCUCCUGGUGGUGCCACCUCUUAAAUUUUUUUUUACCAAUUCUAUUGGUAUAAUGAUGGGGAUCCAGUCUCUACCAUGGGCCUGUGAAGACAUUUAAGGUCAAGACUUUAUAGUGUGCUCCAUGGUCUUUCUUGAUAUUCUCAUAAAACACAGAGAACCCCUGGCUCUGGCUUUAAUUAUUCUAUUUCUACUCCUUGUUUUAAUUUGUCACCAGCUUGACCUAAUUUCAUUGCCCACCCUCCUACUGUCUCCUGCCUCUUAGGAUUCCUGCCCUACUUCAUACAAGGAGUGCUUAUAAAACCUUUUGGAAUGUGAUUACAGGCAGGUUUUGUUUGUCAGUUACACCUUCAGACACAGCCAGUGUCUCUGGGUGCUCCCUGCCCCCUACAGCUCUCCUGAGGGUACAGAUGCGGUUAGGAUACCAGCUCAACUCUAGGAAGUUCUGACCACACCAACUCCUCAUUUUUCCUUAGAGGAAACUAAAAUCUGGUAACCAGGGAAUUAAUUAGGGACAGUCAUCCAACUGUCCCAUCAGGCCAUGGUGGGCACAGGCUCCUCAUUCCUCAUUCUCAGGCCAGAAAGGUAGGUACACGCUCCUGGGACACUUUUAUUCCGUGUGCCAUGUAGACUUCUGCACACCUGUUCAUACCUUAAGCAGCAACACACAGCUGAAAGGAGGCCAUGGGACGCUCCUUGACUUUUACUCAAGAUUGGCUGUUGGGGUUUCUAGUGUUCCGGGAGCACACACUCUGGGGUUCCCUGGCCAUGGACCAGUUUAUCUUCCUCAGGUGUGGAAUUGUGACACAGCUUUGAGGUUUCUGGUGUUCUGAAUUUCCCAGCAUCAAGGAACAGUCUCUCCAACACGCAGAACGAGGGGUAAUGAAUCUGACCUUUUCUGGGUCUGUAAUGUGGAGGCUAGAGAAGACAGGCUUGCUGUAACCCUGGUUCCCACCAGCGGGGAAUAUGUUUCCCACCAGCGGGUUUUGAGCAGGGCUGAGCAGCCCCAGUGAUGUCAUAGGCAAGAGACUCUGAGCAGGGCUUGGCGGUUUUUUUUCCCUCAGUGUUCUAGAUGCAGAUUGAUGGGCUCCCCCAUUUGCAUGGUAACACAAUAGGUUUCAGACAAGAAGCCUUCCUUUUUACAAAACACAAAGGAGCUUGUAACAGCUUUGAGAGUAAAUCCUGAAUCAAAGGACUAAAAACUGCAGUACCCUCAGGUUGCCAGAGGUGCAGUGAAGCUAGACUUGGAUCUCCCAGUCCCUGGCUCCUAGGUGACCACUGUCAUUUAGAAGGGAUUCACACCCUUAGCCCCUCUACACCAACCCACAGAAUUCCAGCUCUACCCCCAGAGCAUAUUCUAUCAUGGUUAGUGAACGUCUCCUGCCCCUUCCCAGCAUAUACCAACUUAGAAUUUCUAGAAUUUGUUCAAACUAUGCAAAGUGCAAAAAAGCCCUAAGCCUAACAGUGAAGUUUUACAGGUUUGUGCAUCCACGUAACCCCAGAUCAAGUAGGGAUCACAUCCCACUUAUACCUCAUCCGAGCCAACCCGACUGAAGUCAUCCUUAUUUAGAUCUCUUUCCCUGUGAAUAGUUUCACGCACACUUUGAUGGAACAGAGUGUGCGCUCCUGGGCUGGGGGAAGUUUUUAGAGCUGUUUGAGUGUAUUCCUCUGAACGGACUGGGGUGUAUGGAAACACAGAAAGUCAUUUUGUAUGAGUAAACAAAACUCUCAAACAGGAAUUAUACAAGCUGGGCCUGGUGAUGCAUGGCUAUAAUCAUAGCACUUGGGGUGCUGAGGCAGGAGGAUUGUGUAUAGGGAGAUCCUGUCUCAUCAAAUAACCAAAGAAUCUUAUCCUCUAUGGUUUGUUUUGUUUUUUUUUAUUUCGAGACAG